GUGUGACGUCAAUAUACCGCAGACUUCGUCUUCGUUCAAAAGAAACAAUUUCUUGUGCGCUGCGGAACAGGUUCAUUUUUUUCUUGGAGUUUAAUCAAUUAAAAAACGCGAUUUAAUUUCUUAAAAUCAAGUACGUAAAACAUUUCUUGACACAGAAUUUUUCCUUUAAUAUAUUGUGAGUUCUAUACAUACAGCAGACGAAACUUCAGUUUUCCAGACGUCAAGAAAUCCUCGCAAGAAAUAUUACACCAAACAUGGGCACUCGUUUUGGUCAAGUUAGUCUUCUCUUUGGGAUAUUUAUAUCUCUAAUUUUUUCGGUUUCGUCGAAUCAUAUCAACGAGACGGGUCCCCCAAGAUUACUUGGUUUUAUAAUUCCGGGAGAAAAAGGUGCUCGACCACGGCUACAACUAAUACCAGGUGCGCAGCGUUUUCUUGGACAAGGUCGGCGCAUUGCGGCAGCGCCUCUUUCUAGGUUGCGGGAAAUAGGAGUUGAGGGUUUGCCUUCGGCAGCUAGAAGCUCAUUACGUUCAGUUCCAUUCAAUCCUCGAUCUGUGGUUGAUGCUGUUAGAAGAGUCAAUCCAGGAACACAGAAUGGGGCAGCAACUAAUGGAGAAGCAAGAAGACAAGCGAACGUGAUGCUUGUUCGUCCUCCUUCGAGAAGUGCUAGUGCGGCCGGUUUAACUCCUGAAGUAUUACAACAAAUACGACAGGCCAUACAAUCUCGAGGUUCCUCAAGAGUAGGAACUUCAAAUGGAAUAAGAGGAAGAGCUAGUUCAUCGUCAUCUUCUUCGUCUUCUUCCUCGUCGUCUGCAUCAUCAUCAUCAUCGUCACAGUCCAGAAAUGCUACUAAUAUAAGUACAAGGCCAAGGACCAGGGAAGAACUAAUUGCAACAAUACGUAGACGCAUAAAUGCUGCGAGAGGACGGGGAAAUAUCGCAAACGAACCAUCAGGUGUCAAUACAGCUGUUCCAACCAAUGACAUACAACCUGUUUCAGCAUCUAGCUCUGUCAGUAAGUCUGGUUCGACUUCGUUUUCGUCCAGCUCUGCAUCCUCUUCAAAUAACAAUUCGUCUUUCAUAAAUGAAAGACCAGGUGUUCAUCAAAAUGACAGAUCUGCGUCAGCUUCUUCUGCUAAAUCAGCAUCUUCAUCUUCAUCAUCAUCAAACAAUAUGCAAAGGAGUGACGAACGUCUGCCUGGAGCAGUGACGCUUAUUGAGGAAACUGGAAUACCAGCAGUCCCCGUUGUUGCUGCGGGAACAGAUACCAUUAUUGCACAGCCGGGUGUAAAGGUUGUUCCUGUCAUUCCUCCAUCCCCUACAGUCAUUACUGAGCAACAACCAGCGAUUGUUGAUGUCAGGCCUUUAACACAGCCGGCAGAAAUCUUUACUAUGGCACCAACGGCUGCAACGUUCCCCAAUGUUCCGUUCUCGCAGCCUAAUGCUGGAGUGCUACCUACAGCAAGUAAUCCAGUACGUGAUAUGAAUAUUCAGUCAGGACUUGAGUUCCAAACUGGCAUUCAGUCUAUGAACCAACAGAUACCACAGACAGACUUUGUUACAUCUACAGGUGCAGGAUUUGCUCCACUCAACGAAGGACCAACGUUUCAGGUUUUGAAUCAGGCCCAAUCGUUAUCUGGAAGCAUGGCGGGAAAUAUUGGUUCAUCCAGCAUACAAGUUGAUAGCGUAGUUCCAUUUUCAAGAUCGGAUGUAUUGGGUGCACCAUCAGAGUUUACUGCAGCAGGGGCUUUUGAUAUUGCACCACCAUCUCAAAUUGGAAACAAUCAGAAUAUGGGUAGAGCGAAUAUUUUUGAUACCAACCUUGGUUUUCGUGAUGCAACUUCAACAUUAGAUGGAAAUAUGAAUGGGAUAUCCACUGGUACAGGGGAAACCAAUAGUAUCCAGACAGUUGUGAACGUGAACAACGACGUUUUAUCUGGCUCGUUAGAAUCAAAUUUUAACUCACCAUCUUCGUCAUUAUCUUCAUUUCCAGCAAGUUCUAAUCUCAAUGCUUUCAAUGAAAUGGCUUCCGCAUCCACAAGCACUGGCAUCAUUACAAAUGCUGAACUCGGACCCGGUAUAAACGGACCAAUAGUUUCAAAUAUUGGAUUUAAUAAUGAACCUACAAACUUCCAAAUGCAGCAUAAUAGUAUGCAUAAUAAUAACAUUGCAAACACAUUGACAAACUCAUUGACAGAAGCUGGUCAGUCUGCUAAUGUCGACUGGGGACUUGGUUCCCCUACAGGACUGUCAAAGGCAUCUAUGACUGAAACAAAUACAAAUACUGCUUUCGGGACUCCAAACAGCCAAAUUCCAUUAGCCAGCAACAAUUUUGACUCAUUCGGAACGAGUUUUGUGGGAACAAGCAGUGAAGGAAGGUUGGAUACAGCUCAGUUUCCUUCAACCUCUGGAGGAUUAACUAAUGACCCUAUUCAGACAACAAAUUUUGCAUCAUUAAAUGAUGGAACAAUGGCCAGUUCAAACACCGGAGGAUUCGUAGGAAAUGAUGUUCAACGAUUUAGUGUUACUAACGGUGUACGUUCAAAUGAUGUCGCUCCAUUCGGCGUUGACAGUAGAACAGCAAUGGGAAUGUCACCAGAUAGUGUAAGUCAUUCAACACCUGGAAGACUGACACCUAAUGUACCUUCAACAAUUCGACAUAACCCGGCGGCAAUACGAUUAGUCGUUGAAGAUGUAAUUAAAGGUGUGCUAACAAAGACAUUCGGCAACAACACUUACGGAACUAUGCCAGAUAUUAGUGAACUCACAAAGGCAGUGAUGCUUUCUCAAGGAUACCCUAUGGUUCCCGCUGACAAAGGGACGACUUCCAACCCUGUUACUCCUGCACCUGCUUAUACGAUAGGAAAUCAGAAAACUUCCUAUCAGGAAACCGUUACACCGAGCCAGUAUCAAAAUACUCAGACACCUAGUUCUCAGACUAAACAAACAGUUAUGUACGAAAACACAAACAUGUCUCCGCUUAUGAAUAAGUCAGAAAUUCAGUAUGAAAGUGUUCAGAAAACGCUGCUUGUGAACAUCACAGUUCCUUAUACCAAUGAAACAAACAAUAACGGAAAUAACUCUCAGGCACAGAAUGCUUAUACUCAAACAGAAAAGUACCUGCCUACUUCAGGAGCUUAUAUCAAUAGUGAAACAGCUAAGCCUAUUGAUAGCUUAGGAGCCAAUACCGGUAUCAGUGAAACAUUUCAAUAUGUAACAAAGUCGGAAGUUAAUAAUGUCAAUAGUCAAACAACACAAAAUGUGAAUAAGAAAGUUAGUCAAAAUGAAAACAACCAGACAGCACAGACUGUGCAAAUAAAAAAGGACAACACAUCCAUUACGCACCAGUAUCCGAUAACAAUGCCAGAAACUACUUCUCAACCAACUUAUCCAGCAACAGCAACACCGGGAUAUUUAACAACAGUACCAGCUGCUCCUAAUAAAAUCACAUCUAAACUGGUUGGAGACUGGUCAACGGUGACAGAAAAGGUUGCUACACAAGGUGCUGCCGAAUACGUUGAUGUAAAUUCACUUCAAAAUAUAAUUUCACCUGAAAUUCCAAACCAGUCUGGACAAUAUAGCAACACUCAACAAAUAAUAAAUGUGAACAACUAUACUGCGACUGAGCCUCCGACAAGUGUCCAGCCAGCUACCCAAUACAUUCCUAAAGAAACAGCAAAUAUUGAGACAGUUACAAGUCGAGUUGCAGAAACAACAGCCACGGCGUCAAAAACAAUCAACAUUACAAGUAACCCAGGUAAAGCUUAUCAAGAAUAUUACUUACAAUCUAGCUUGCCAUCUGCUGAUUCAAAUAAAAUUGACAUUGUCAGUUUAGUUGAACCAAAACCACCGUUAAACAAUUACAAACAAAAGGAGGUUUUACCUAAUGCUAACGUUAAUAUAGCUCCUCCAAAAGCAAACAUUUUGGCUAGACUGCUGUCAAAACUGGUUGGCGUGAAUGCAACUGAAAUGGAUUUCUUCAAGUUUCAUAAUCUCUUACAUCACCAUCCCCAUGUUGAAACUACUACUGUCACGACAACCACAACAACACCAGCACCAACAACGACUUUGUCUGUUUUGAAUUAUUUAUUAAGAGACGAUGUUAUUGCCAAGCUAAUUCAAAGAUUGAAAUUAAAUCAUGUGCAUACACAUGCACCACACGAUUUGACACAUAAGCCAUCUGUUAAUUACAUAAAUGCAACAGGCCUGGCUGAAACGAUACAAAAUCUACCUAUUGCGAGUUCUAGCAACAUAAACACACCACAAAUUGCAGAAACUUAUCCGCAGACAUUAAAUGGUCAAUCCACAUUGGGUUCAGCAAGCCAGCUUUCUCCAAAUGGAAUAAUGAACUUAUACCCGACUGUAGCUCCAGUUCACGAAUAUGUCACUGCGGCAAAUAAUGUUGCCCCAGCUUAUACUGCAGUAGCAAGCCCUGCGCAUGCAUUUGUUUACGAUAACAAUGCAACAGUAAUACCUAGUUAUGCUAAUUCAACUGCCGUAAAUGAACCUUUGAAUGCAACUUCAACGGCGUAUCUGGCGGCAAAUGAAACUGCUUAUUACGAUUAUGCUAAUGCAUCUGCUAUGGAUUAUUAUGCAAAUACGACUGCAAACGCGACGGCGUAUGAAAUGACAACAAAUAUUGUAACGACAAUGGACCCGGACAUAGCAGCGGAAAUGGCUGAAAUGGCUGAAGCAGAAGCUGAAUUACUUGCUGAAGCGGAGGCAGAGGCUGAGGCAGAAGCUGAGGCGGAGGCUGAAGCUGAAGGAGAACCGGUUUAGAACAAUGAUAUUGUUUAAAAGAAACCAUGUGCCAUAAUUUCAACUUUGUUAAAAACAAUAAUCAAAUUAAGCUAUAAACUUGAUUUGUUAACACAUUUAAGAACGCGUAACCUAAGAUUUCACAGUCGUUUAGAUUUUUCUAAUUCAUACAUAUGGCAUAGAUAAUAAGUUCAAAAAAUACUUAAAGCAAGCCUUGAUUUUAUUAUCAAUCGCGUAUCUGCUUGAUGUAUAACUAAACAUAUAAGGAAAAGCAUUAAUGGUCAUUACAUUUCGUUGUAAAUAUUAUAUUGAUUGGAAAGGUCCAUUAUGCCAAAGAAAUUAUUUUUUUUAUUUCGCAGAAGCAUAUUUAUUAUUGAUGUCAUGUAAUAGUUUUUUUAGUUAUAUAUUGACCAAUCACCUGAUCCAUCUUUUGUUUCCCUUGCUUAUUUGGUAAAUAGCACAGUUAGAGUGCUUAAGUAUUUUGUAUGGAAGUCAAAUUACUACGUUGCUUACAUUUUGAUAUUUUUAUGUCGGAUAUUUUCACAUUCAGCUCUACUCUCUUUAGAUGAUAAGCAUAUAAUAUGUUCUUAAACCAUUUUAAACGUUUUUCAACUCAUGUUUGCCCUUUCUAAAAAAUCAUUUUCUGUAGAAGGAUCAAUUCAUUCGUUUGGGAGGCAUAAUGUGCUGACUUUUUUUUUGCAGUUUAUCCAUUUAUAUAAAACACUUUCGAAUGUACCAGCGUUCAUUUAUCUGCUCAUAGGUUACGCGUUCCUUUCAUGUGUUAUGUAUAAAUACAUCAAUUCGGUAGUAUUUAUUCAUUACAUCAAUUCUUGCUUGAUUGAUAUCAAAAUAAUAAUCAAUCAACAGAUAUUCGGAUAUAUUUUGUUAGUAUGUUUCUCUCGUAUAUAACAUAAAGAAGCAAAAUAUUUAUUUCUUGCAAACAAGUCUUUUAGCUCACUUGUCACGCAUUGAUAGCGUGGACUUUAUGGAUCAUUGGCUGUCCGUCUUCCGUCAUCCACAAUUUAUUCAAAUGACAUCUCCUUAAAAACCAUAAAAAUAUAUUUAAUAAAAUUUGUUAGAAAUGUUCCUGUCAUGAAGCUUUUCCAAUUUGUUUAAUGGUUCAUUGCUUAUCUGGAGAACAGAAGCUGAAACCAGAAUUUAAGAAUGCAGAAAAUCGUGUACUGCUUAAAGCUUUGACAGAUGACUGUCUAAAGCUAUCAGAGACUUCCAUAACAAUCACUGACUUUGUUUUAUAAUCAUUAACUUUCCGUAGAAAUUAUUGACUUUCCUUAGCAAUAUUUACUUCCUAAAGCAACAAUUGACUUUCCUUAAAACCAAGUGACUUUCAUAGCAACCAUUUCCUUUCAACAUUGACGUUUUUAAAUAUACCCAAAUUCAGAUGUUUAGAUAUGAACUUUGAUAACAGAUGACCUAGAUUUUGACAUAACCGAAGCUUUUUAUUUAUAGUUAUUAGUAUUUUCUGUUCCUGUCAUUUCGAACCUUUAUAGUCAGGCGAGAGUAGUAAUUAUCCUCUUGUUAAACAUGACAAUGGAGCUUUGUGUUAAAAUCGCCGUUUAAACCAACGAAACAAAGACAACUUUAUAUCCAUUCAACAAUGUCUGUUGUUUUAAUCCAGCAAGCGAAUUACUAGACUGUGCAGUUUCAUUUGUUAAAAUAGAAUUAAUAUCAAAAGAUCGUGCUGUAACGUAAUGAACAGAGCUUAUAUGUAAAAAUAUAUAUUGAGCAAUAUAAAAUAAAAAUAAAAUAAUUGUUUUGUCUCUAUA
Molecule: messenger RNA, 6538 nt
Organism: Ruditapes philippinarum (Manila clam)
Lineage: Eukaryota; Metazoa; Mollusca; Bivalvia; Venerida; Veneridae
Product: mucin-2-like
Exons: 17
Coding region: 255-4775 (1506 amino acids)
Source: RefSeq, a predicted model, not a curated record